This is a messenger RNA of Ilex paraguariensis (yerba mate), 188 nucleotides long. The record is from the annotation of a GenBank genome assembly. NCBI's taxonomy places the organism in Eukaryota, Viridiplantae, Streptophyta, Magnoliopsida, Aquifoliales, Aquifoliaceae.
UCCUAGAAGACGACAAAGCAGCUCCAAACAAAUUGGACGUCCCAAAAAGCAACAAAGCAGCCCUAGACAGUGUAGCUCCAAAAAGCACUGAAGAACCACCAGACGACAUCGUUCUGGAGAAUUGCGAACUGGUAGCCGACGCUGAUGAUGCAGAGGAGCCGAAUCUAAAAGAACAACUAAGUUUGUAA